This is a messenger RNA of Oncorhynchus nerka (sockeye salmon), 3735 nucleotides long. Its product is annotated as equilibrative nucleobase transporter 1-like. Gene Ontology annotation, biological process: transmembrane transport. Bases 230 to 1705 code for a protein of 491 amino acids. The transcript is spliced from 13 exons. The record is from RefSeq and is a predicted model, not a curated record. Lineage: Eukaryota; Metazoa; Chordata; Actinopteri; Salmoniformes; Salmonidae. Gene Ontology annotation, molecular function: transmembrane transporter activity.
GAAAAAGAGAGUUAAGAGGAGAGAGAGAAGGAGUUGUUAAUAUAAGUGACUGGGGGAAUUGUUCUGAACCUGAAGUGACUACAGUGAAGUGACUACAGUGAAGUGACUACAGUGAAGUGACUACCAGGGAAGUGACUACAGUGAAGUGACUACCAGGGAAGCUUAAAAAGAGAGAGGGUGAAAUUGUGGGCGCUGUGUGUGUGUGUGUGUGUGUGUGCGGGACGAGACCAUGCUCAGGUGUGAGGGAGGGGCAGGGCUGCGGAGGUGGCUGACCCUGGUCACAGGGCUGCUGGAGUGCCUUUGUUUUGCUGGGGCCGUGUUCGGCUGGGCCUCCCUGGUGUUCGUCCUGAAGACAGAAGGCUACUUCAGCUACCUGUGUGUCAACAUCCCCGGGGUCAAUGGAAUGCAAUUCCUAGACUGCAGUGGUCAGGAUGAACAGUUCUCCCUCAUCUUCACCAUCGCUUCCUUCAUGACCAACUUUCUACUGCUGCCCAAUGGCUUCCUGUUCGACCGUUUUGGCACCAUGGCAGUCAGGCUGCUGGGAAUAUCACUGUACACCACUGGUGCCUUGCUUGUGGCCUUUUCAAGUUCAGCUCUGUCCUCUCUCCUCUUCCCGGCCCUGUCCUUCAUCGCUGUGGGAGGCAUAUUGUUUCUGGUCACCAACAUGCAGAUAGGCAACCUGUUUGGUUCCACUCGCUCCACCAUCAUCACCCUUUACAAUGGUGCCUUCGACUCCUCCUCCGCCCUCUUCCUCAUCAUCAAGCUGCUAUUUGAGGUUGGGAUCUCUCUACGUGCCUCUUUUCUCUUCCUGGCUGCGUAUGGCAUCAUCCACCUGGCCAGGACCUUCCUCCUUCUACCCAGAACACACAUCCCCUACCCCCUCCCUGAGGGCUACACCUACGGGAUGAAGAGCCGUGGCCAGGCCAAGACCUUCAGCUCAGAACAGGCAGCAGCCAACGGCAACAUGCAGAGGGAUGAUGUCACGGAGGAAAUGCCUUUUAACAAGGAGAGCGCAGAGAAAGUGGCUACUUUCUGGGAGUGUUUCCUGUCCAAGUUCUUCCUCUGGCACCUGGUGUGGCUUUCUGUCAUGCAGCUGAGGCAUUACCUGUUCAUCGGCACCCUCAACCCCAUGCUGCAGAGACUGACCCAGGGAGAACCCUCUCUGGUGAGCACGUACACCAAUGCGUUUGCUGUGACCCAGCUGUGUGGGGUGCUGUGUGCCCCCUGGAAUGGCCUCAUCAUGGACCGACACAAGGGCAAGCCCAGGACCCCCGGAGUGAGUGAGAAGGAGGCAGACCUGCGUGCGUCGGUGCUCUCCCUGACCCUGACGGCGCUGCAGUGUGUCCUGUUCUCCAUCUGUGCCUCCACCCCCUUCCUCCCCCUCCAGUACCUCACCUUCAUCCUGCAGGUCCUCAACCGAUCCUUCCUCUACGGAGGCCAUGCAGCCUUCAUCAGCAUUGUUUUUCCUCCCUGUCACUUUGGGAAGCUGUAUGGUAUGGCCAUGGCCCUGUCUGCAGUGGUUUCUCUGCUGCAGUACCCCUGCUUUAUCCUGGUCAAAGGAGUGCUGGGAGGAGACCCACUAUACGUGAACAUAGCUCUGACGUUACUCAGCCUGCUGGCCUUCAUCCAUCCUGCCUGUGUCUAUCUGCAUUGUCGUGGCCUGGCUGCCCGGAGGGGUAAACCCAAGGACUCACCUUCCUCUUAGACCAGCUCUAAAAAUACUUUCAAAUGGUCAUUUCAGCCCUCACUACUAAAGGACACCUUUAAUAAAGGACACCAAUAAGAAGAAGAGACUUGCUUGGGCCAAGAAACAUGAGCAAUGGACAUUAGACCGGUAGAAAUGUGUCCUUUGGUCUGGAGUCCAAAUUGUAGAUGUUUGGUUCCAACCGCUGUGACUUUGUGAGACGCAGAGUAGGUGAACGGAUGAUCCCUGCAUGUGUAUUUCCCAUCGUAAAGCACGGAGAAGGAUGUGUUCUGGUGUGGGGGGGCUUUUCAAGGCACACUUAACCAACAUGGCUACCACAGCAUUCUGCAGCGAUACCCCAUCCCAUCUGCUUUGAGCUUAGUGGGACUAUUUUUUUAUUUUUAACAGGACAAUGACCCAACACACCUCCAGGCUGUGUAAGAGCUAUUUUACAAAGGAGAGUGAUGGAGUGCUGCAUCAGAUGACCUGGCCUCCACAACCCCUCGACCUCAACCAAAUUGAGAUGGUUAGGGAUGAGUCGGACCGCAGAGUGAAGGAAAAGCAGCCAACAAGUGCUCAGCAUAUGUGGGUACUCCAUCACCACUGGAAAAGCAUUCCAGGUGAAGCUGGUUGAGAGAAUGCCAAGAGUGUGCAAAGCUGUCAUCAAGGCAAAGGGUGGCUAUUUGAAGAAUCUCAAAUAGAACAUAUAUUUUGAUUUGUUUAACCCUUUUUUGGUUACCACAUGAUUCCAUGUGUUGUUUUCACUAUUAUUCUGCAAUGUAGAAAACAGUAAAAAAAUAAAAACCCUUUAAUGAGUAGGUGUUCUAAAACUUUUGACCGGUAGUGUAUUUUUAUACCAUCUAUUGCAUCUUGCCUAUGCCACUCAGUCAUUGCUCAUCCAUAUAUUUAUACUACAGUGGCAAGAAAAAGUAUGUGAACCCUUUGGAAUUACCUGGAUUCUGCAUAAAUUGGUCAUAAAAUGUGAUCUUCAUCUAAGUCACGACAAUGGACAAACACAGUCUGCUUAAACUAAUAACACAAACAAUUAUAUGUUUUUAUUGAGCACACCGUGCAGGGUGGGAAAAGUGUGUGAACCCUUGGAUUUAAUAACUGGUUGACCCUCCUUUGGCAGCAAUAACCUCAACCAAACGUUUUCUGUAGUUGCAGAUCAGACUUGCACAACGGUCAGGAGGAAUUUUGGAUCAUUCCUCUUUACAAAACUGUUUCAGUUCAGCAAUAUUCUUGGAAUGUCUGGUGUGAACCGCUCUCGAGGUCAUGCCACAGCAUCUCAAAUCGGGUUGAGGUCAGGACUUGGACUGGGCCACUCCAGAAGGCAUAUUUUCUUCUGUUGAAGCCAUUCUGUUGUUGAUUUAUUUCUGUGUUUUGGGCCGUUGUCCUGUUGCAUCACCCAACUUCUGUUGAGCUUCAAUUGGCGGACAGAUAGCCUUACAUUCUCCUGCAAAAUGUCUUGAUAAACUUGGGAAUUCAUUUUUCCGUCGAUGAUGUCAAACUGUCCAGGCCCUGAGGCAGCACCAAACCAUGAUGCUCCCUCCACCAUACUUUGGGAUGAGGUUUUGAUGUUGGUGUGCUGUGCCUUUUUUUCUCCACACAUAGUGUUGUGUGUUCCUUCCAAACAACUCAACUGUAGUUGCAUCUGUCCACAGAAUAUUUUGCCAGUAGUGCUGUGGAACAUCCAGGUGCUCUUUUGCGAACUUCAAACGUGCAGCAAUGUUUUUUUUGGACAGCAGUGGCUUCUUCUGUGGUGUCCUCCCAUGAACACUAUUCUUAUUUAGUGGUUUACCUAUUGUAGAUGUUAGCAUGUUCCAGAGGUUUCUGUAAGUCCUUAGCUGACACUCUAGGAUUCAUCUUAACCUCAUUGAGCAUUCUGCACUGUGCUCUUGCAGUCAUCUUUGCAGGAUGGCCAGUCAUUUACAUUACAUUACAUUUAAGUCAUUUAGCAGACGCUCUUAUCCAGAGCGACUUACAAAUUGGUGCUUUCACCUUAUGACAUCCAGUGGAACAGCCACUUUACAAUAGUGCAUCUAAGUCUU